Molecule: messenger RNA, 1242 nt
Organism: Periconia digitata
Lineage: Eukaryota; Fungi; Ascomycota; Dothideomycetes; Pleosporales; Periconiaceae
Source: the annotation of a GenBank genome assembly
UCCACUCUUUUUUAUUCAAUUCUCUCUGUCACCAUGCGUUUUUCACUUGCUGCCGCGACGGUGUUUGCGUCACUGUUCAUUCCAACCAUUGCCAGCAGCUGCGAUGAAGGCCCCUUCAUCUCUACCUCUGCCGGGAUCCCACUAAGUGACAACCCUUCCGAACAAAUCUUCUGUUCUUCCAAAUGGUUGAAUGGGGAUGUCAUCACAGGGCUCCGCGUUUGGUGGGCCAAGUUCCAGAUCAAGGGAAUCCAAGUCCGCUAUGCCAGCAUCACCAGCGACGGCGAAUGGGGAGCUAUCCACGGUCAAACCACUGAAGACGUCGACGAUUAUGACGAAAAAACCUGGGACUCAAACACCGCCAUUGGUAUGAAGCUAUAUAACAACAAGCCUGAUGACGGCGACCCCAUGGAUGCCGUUGGACGCAUUGUUGUGACUAUACCAGGUCAAGAGGACUGGGUAGUAGGCGGUUCAAAGUACAACGAUGAUGAGAUAUACGUAAACGCUGGAAGCGGAAGGCUACUAGCAGUGCAAGGUGCCGCAGGCGGGAUGGUCACGUCCCUUUCAUUCAAAUUUCUCGAGUCUAGCAUCAUGAGUCUGGAGAUGACCGACAUCAGCUUCACGGAAGACCCCAUGAUAUGGUCUCAAGAGCACAAGGGGAUGAACCCACAGGUCGUCACUACUUCAAGCUGGUACAAAAACUUGAAUAAAGAGGGUGAACCUACCCUUCACGCCACCGACGGAAUUGCUAUCGACGAAAAAACUACCAAAGAACUUACAAAGUCAACUACCAACACCUUCGGAUCUGGAAUAACGGUCUCUAUUGGAGGGGGGGUCCACGUUCCGUUUCUUGUCGAUGCCGAAGCGGAAGUGGAGACUUCAAUCUCCUACUCCAUGGAAACAAUGGCGUCGGAAUCCGAAACCAAGGAACACGGAUGGAUAAAGACAGGGACCAUAAACGGAGAUGUCCCUCCCCAAAAAGCAUUUCGCUGCAAAUUUAUCGCCAUCGUGGGUACAUACGAUUCUCCAUUCGAAGCCAAUGUCACUGCCAAACUAGCCAACGGCGAAACUUUUGUGUACAAAAACUAUGGAAACUUCAAGUCUAUAGGAUAUGCAAACUUGCAGGACGAGUGUCAGCUUUUUGAUCUCGAGGACGUGCCCCCGCUCGAUCCGUCGGAAAUACUUAGUGAUGAUAGUGAUGAUAAGAACAAGCGAUCUACCCGCUUGACUCGUUUCAUUCACUGA